Pistacia vera is the source of this 1162-nucleotide messenger RNA. RefSeq lists its product as uncharacterized. NCBI's taxonomy places the organism in Eukaryota, Viridiplantae, Streptophyta, Magnoliopsida, Sapindales, Anacardiaceae. Gene Ontology annotation, molecular function: protein-containing complex binding. Gene Ontology annotation, cellular component: mitochondrion. The record is from RefSeq and is a predicted model, not a curated record. The transcript has 10 exons. Bases 144 to 1004 code for a protein of 286 amino acids.
UUAUGCUACCUGUCAUCAGCGUUACGCGCCAUGUGUUUUUCUCUGUGAACAAGCCAUACUUCUCCAGUUCUCGGGGCCGAAAACCGGUUUAAACGAAAUUAAGAAACAAAAUAUUAGAGUGAACAGAAAUUGAGAAGUAUCAAAUGAGGACCAUCGUGUCACGGUUGAUCCAUUCAAAACCAUCACCGUCUGGACUCUAUGCGGUGACUGCGUCAAGGAAUGGGAGAUAUCUGUCGAAUGAUUCUAAUAAGGUUGAUGAACUUAAGGUUGAGGAAGCGGAAACAGUAGAUGUGCCCCCGUCUCCAUCAGAGAAGUUACUUGUUUUGGGCGGCAAUGGGUUUGUUGGAUCACAUAUUUGUAGAGAAGCUUUGGACCGUGGUCUCACUGUUGCUAGCCUUAGCAGGUCUGGUCGAUCAUCUUUACAUGAUUCCUGGGCUAACAAUGUAAUUUGGCAUCAAGGAAACCUUCUUUCACCUGAUUCAUGGAAGGAAGCUUUGAAUGGGGUGACUGCUAUUAUCUCCUGUGUUGGUGGUUUUGGAUCCAACUCUUACAUGUAUAAGAUCAAUGGGACUGCAAACAUCAAUGCAAUUAGAGCUGCUUCAGAAAAAGGUGUAAAAAGAUUUGUUUAUAUAUCUGCUGCUGAUUUUGGCAUAGCAAAUUACUUGCUGCAUGGAUAUUAUGAGGGAAAGAAAUCUGCUGAAACAGAGUUACUGACCAAAUUCCCUUAUGGAGGAGUGAUUUUGAAGCCUGGGUUUAUAUAUGGAACUCGAACUGUUGGGAGCAUGAAAGUACCUCUAGGCGUAGUUGGUUCUCCUUUGGAGACGGUUCUCCAACACGCUAAACCAUUGAAUCAGUUGCCGCUUGUUGGACCUCUGUUCACUCCUCCUGCUAAUGUCACUGCCGUAGCCAAAGUUGCUGUGAGAGCUGCAACUGAUCCUGUGUUUCCUCCUGGCAUUAUCGAUGUCCACGGAAUUCUACAUUAUUGCCAACAGAAGUCGAGAUAGAUUUGUUCAACUCUUUACCUUCUUUUUCCCUUUUUUCAUCAAUAUAGAGCUGUCAAUACUAGACGACAAUAUUUUCUUGUUAAAUGGAACUUCACAGAAUGUUCGGCGUUCCGAGUUUGAGUUUUUGGCAAACUGAGAUUAAAGAUUUGUUUCAGUCU